CGUCGACCAAAAGCAGAUUAUGAUGAGUCGACAUUCAACGAAGAAUCCAUAACACGUCGAGAGGAAUUACCGUCAUUGUUGCGUACAACGUUUACUAGCAGUGGGAUAACUCCUCCAACGAUCCUCAAGAAGCGAUCGGCCCCAUCUCAAUUCACGAUGCCCUCACAGCAAGAAGAAUCGAGUUCACUUGAAGGUACCGAUCAAGAAAAGCAGGCGUCGGAUGCAGCCAACCAUGAUGUUUCACCUCAAAGUGUGGCCUCUCCAAGACGACGCUCAUCAGUGCAUCCGCUUCUUGACGUACCGGCGGCCAUCAAAUCGCCCACAACUGUAGCAGGUGCCAUCGAGGCAUUGGCUGUACUCGAAAUGCAUGUGGUCGAAAAGGUGAACUAUUUGUGUAUGGCUCCGUGUCCGAUUCGGCUUAUCAAGAACGGAUUCACACUACCAUAA
Messenger RNA from Anisakis simplex (herring worm), 447 nucleotides. Lineage: Eukaryota; Metazoa; Nematoda; Chromadorea; Rhabditida; Anisakidae. The record is from the annotation of a GenBank genome assembly.